AUGAGAAAGCGAAAUUAUACUUUGGCGUCACAUGUUGCUGAAGGAUAUUUCUUUUUUACUCUGAUCACCGCGAAUUUGAAACUCAAUCACAAACUCAGUGAGUUGUUCCACGAACUUGUUUUUGGUUUUAUCAAACGAGACAAAAAGAAUAUUUUAGUAUGGAUCAACCUUUUCAUAGCUAAACGUGCGGGUCUACCCAUUGAUCAAUUCAAUUUUCUUCUCGCAGAAUUACUGGCAUUGAUAUUUGCCAUAUGCUUUCGACGAUAUCUACCACCCAAGCCAAGCAAUCUAAUCAAAAGACAUCUUGCCGCGAGUCUUCUUGGCAUUGCUCUCGGACAAUUCUGUUUCGGCUCACAAAUUUGGCAUUUGAUCCUACAAUCAUGUAUUUCGUAUCUAAUGCUUUGCACUAUACCUCCGAAACACUCUUACAAAGUUGUUUUCAUCUUCUGUAUGACAUACAUGAGCGCGAUUCAUAUACAUCGAUUGAUUUACGAUUAUGGAAACUAUACACUCGAUAUAAGUGGACCAUUGAUGAUCAACACUCAGAAAUUAACAGCAUUGGCGUUUUCAUUCUUCGAUGGUUAUCGUUCUAAACAACGUGCUAAACGUCGCCGACCUGACGAGGAUAAAGACUGCGCAGCACUGAGCGAAGAUCAAGACAAACAAAAGAUCCUUGACAUCCCACAUCCAAUUGAAUUUUUAAGUUACAUCUUUUAUUUUCAUGGCAUUUGUGUUGGCCCAUUAUGCUUCUAUAAAGACUAUCUUGAUUACAUCGAAGGACGAAAUUUGCUUGUUAUUCCGACCAGUGGUAGACAACAAACGGAAACAUCUGAUCAAACUGAAGAAUAUCAUCCUGAAACAAUUCAACCAUCAACAUUUUGGCCAGUUUUUACUAAACUUGCUCAAUGUGGUCUUUGGGGCUAUAUACUCUUGAAUUUCACACCCGUUUAUACUAUUGAGUAUAAUAUAAGUCAAGAAAUGGUCAAUUCACCGAUGUAUAAACGAAUCCAAUAUCUUCUAUUCUCAACAUUCUGUAAUCGAGCGAAAUACUACUUCGCAUUUAUUCUCUCAGAGGCAAUUAAUAAUGCUGCUGGCCUUGGCUUGAAUGGUGUAGGUGAAAACGGGCAACCUAAAUGGAAUCUUUUAACAAAUAUCAAGCCACUACAAUUAGAAACAGCGACAAGCUUAAAAGUCGUUCUCGACGUUUGGAAUAUGCAAACGGCUCUAUGGCUUCGUCGUAUUUGCUACGAUCGAAUCUCGAAAGGUCGAACAUUAGGUGUCUUCGUUCUUUCUGCGCUUUGGCAUGGAUUCUAUCCGGGCUAUUAUGUGUGCUUCAUCUUGGCUGCGUUUGAAACAUAUGCUGGCCGUGGUAUUCGUCGUCAAAUCCGUCCAUAUUUUCAAGUGAAUGCCAUCACCAAAGCGAUCUAUGCAUGUAUUACGUGGUUCGGCACUCAAGUUGGCUUAAAUUUUGCUGUGACACCAUUUGUUUUAAUGGAAGUUCAAAAAGUUUGGUACUUCUACAAGACGUGGUAUUUCAUCGUACCAAUUGCCUCCGUUGUACUUGCAUUAACAUUGAAUGGUGCAAGCACGAAAAAGAGUUCAAAGAAGCCAGAAGUACCACCACAAGAAAAAGAUGAGAAAAAGUCAAAUUAG
Messenger RNA from Adineta ricciae, 1653 nucleotides. The record is from the annotation of a GenBank genome assembly. NCBI's taxonomy places the organism in Eukaryota, Metazoa, Rotifera, Eurotatoria, Adinetida, Adinetidae.